AUGGCAGAGAAGCGGCCCCGCAUCGAAAAUGAGGAAGGAGAGGAGCAGGCCGUCGAGUUGGACGAGGCGCAGCUCGAGGCGGCCUUCAACGAGCUUCGGGACAUUGACGCGGAGGUCGACAAGUUGGAAAAGGAAGAGUCUGCCGAGAUCCUCGAGGUCGAGCGGAAGUACUACCAGAAGAAACGGCCCGUCCUGAUGGGGCGGCGCGACGUGUUCGCCCGGCUGCAAGACUUCUGGUACACCGUCCUCAGCAACCACGAGGUCAUCUCCACCGUCAUGACGGACCGCGACCACGAAGUCUUCCAGUACCUCGUCGACCUCGACGUCGAAGAGCUACACGCCAUGCAGGGGUACAAGAUAUCGAUGACCUUUCAGAACAACCCCUUCUUCUCGAACGAGAAGCUGGAGAAGACGGUGGUGAUCGAGGACCGCGAGGGCGGCACGCAGCAGAUGAACAUCCAGUCGACGGUGCCGGCGUACGCGGACAGCGCGAUGGAGGCGCACCUGGCGGGGACGGGCGCGGACGCCAACGGGGAGGACGCCGCGGUGGGGUCGAAGCGGCCGCGGGACACGCAGGAGGCCGGCGCGGCGCUGCUGCGGUGGAUGGUGACGAGCGAGGUGUUCGAGGGGGACCGGGAGCAGGCGCCGGAGGACCCGCUGGGGGAGCACCUGCGGUACAUUUACCAGAACCCGUUGCAGAUCUACCAGCAGGCGGUGUUCGGGGGCGACGAGGACGACGAGGGCGAGGAGGAGGGCGAGGAGGGCGAGGAGGGCGAGGAGGGGGAGGAGUACGACGAGGGCGAGGCGGGCGAGGAGGGGGAGGAGUACGAGGAGGGGGGGGAGUACCAGGAGGAGGGGGGCGAGUAUGAGGAGGGCGACGGCGGGGAGGAGGCGGGUGUCGAGUACGAGGAGGGGGAGGAGGAGGGUGGGGAGGGGGAGGAGCAGUUGCAGUUCGAGGACCCCUUCGCGGGCGGGCAGCCGGAGGACGCGGACGCCGCGGACGCCGCGGAGGAGCAGUGA
This is a messenger RNA of Pedinophyceae sp. YPF-701, 1020 nucleotides long. The record is from the annotation of a GenBank genome assembly. Lineage: Eukaryota; Viridiplantae; Chlorophyta; Pedinophyceae.